AUGAGGACUUAGUCUGUUACACAACUGACUGCUGUGUUGAGUGAGGGGGCUGCACUCUCCCUUCGGCCUCAGACUCUGCUGCUCCCAGGCGCCUCUGCUCCUGUGUAGGCCUCCCCACCAGCCGGCAUGAGCGGGGACCAGCUGCACAACGACUCCCAGAUCGAGGCGGAUUUCCGAGCGAACGAUUCUCACAAACACAAAGAUAAACACAAAGAUCGAGAACACCGGCACAAAGAGCACAAGAAAGACAAGGAAAAAGACCGGGAAAAGUCUAAGCACAGCAAUAGUGAGCACAAAGAUUCCUCGGAGAAGAAACACAAAGAGAAAGAGAAAACCAAACACAAAGAUGGCAGCUCAGAGAAACACAAAGACAAACACAAAGAUAGAGACAAGGAGAAACGAAAGGAAGAAAAGAGCAAAUCUUCUGGUGAUGUAAAAAUAAAGAAGGAAAAGGAAAAUGGUUUCUCCAGUCCGCCGCGUAUUAAAGCUGAACCUGAUGAGGAUGGCUAUUAUGCAUCUCCCAAGGAGGACUCCAAACCCCUAAAGAGACCUCGGGAGGAGGACGAUGAAGAUUAUAAACCCAAAAAAAUCAAAACAGAAGAUAUCAAGAAAUCAAAGAAGAGGAAACAGGAGGAGGAAGAGGACAACAAAUCCAAGAAAACUAAGAGCAAAGAUAAGAGAGCCCCUGAAGGAGACAACAAGAAAAAGAAGCAGAAGAAAGAGGAAGAGCAAAAGUGGAAAUGGUGGGAGGAAGAGCGCUACCCUGAAGGCAUUAAAUGGAAAUUCCUAGAGCACAAAGGUCCUGUGUUUGCUCCGCCAUAUGAACCCCUGCCUGAAAAUGUCAAGUUCUACUAUGAUGGUAAAGUAAUGAAGCUGAGUCCCAAAGCAGAAGAAGUUGCUACAUUCUUUGCAAAAAUGCUUGAUCAUGAGUACACUACAAAGGAUAUCUUCAGGAAAAACUUUUUUAAAGACUGGCGAAAGGAAAUGACUUCAGAAGAAAAGAGUACCAUCACCAACCUCAGCAAGUGUGACUUCACACAGAUGAGCCAGUAUUUCAAAGCUCAGUCAGAAGCUAGGAAACAGAUGUCCAAGGAAGAGAAACAGAAAAUCAAAGAGGAGAAUGAGCGGUUACUAAAAGAAUAUGGCUUUUGUAUCAUGGAUAACCACAAGGAGAGGAUCGCCAACUUCAAGAUUGAACCCCCGGGCCUCUUCAGAGGGCGUGGCAACCAUCCCAAAAUGGGCAUGCUGAAGAGACGGAUCAUGCCAGAAGACAUCAUCAUUAAUUGCAGCAAGGAUUCCAAAGUUCCCCCACCUCCUCCAGGUCACAAAUGGAAGGAGGUCCGGCAUGAUAACAAGGUGACCUGGUUGGUGUCAUGGACUGAAAACAUCCAAGGAUCUAUUAAAUACAUCAUGUUGAACCCCAGCUCUAGAAUCAAGGGUGAGAAGGACUGGCAGAAAUAUGAGACAGCUCGGAGGUUAAAGAAGUGUGUGGAUAAGAUACGGAAUCAAUAUCGAGAAGACUGGAAGUCCAAAGAGAUGAAAGUGCGACAGAGAGCUGUGGCACUGUACUUCAUUGAUAAACUUGCCCUGAGAGCUGGUAAUGAGAAGGAAGAAGGGGAGACAGCGGACACCGUUGGCUGUUGCUCCCUCCGAGUGGAACACAUUAAUUUGCAUCCGGAGUUGGAUGGCCAGGAAUACAUGGUUGAAUUUGACUUCCUCGGUAAAGACUCCAUUCGAUACUACAACAAAGUCCCCGUUGAGAAGAGGGUUUUUAAGAAUCUUCAGCUGUUCAUGGAGAACAAGCAGCCUGAGGAUGACCUCUUUGACAGACUCAAUACCAGUAUCUUAAAUAAACAUCUUCAAGAUCUCAUGGAGGGCCUGACAGCCAAGGUAUUCCGUACUUACAAUGCCUCCAUCACGCUACAGCAGCAGCUAAAAGAACUCACUACCCCGGAUGAUAACAUCCCAGCAAAGAUCCUUUCCUAUAACCGUGCCAAUAGAGCUGUUGCUAUUCUGUGUAACCACCAGAGGGCGCCACCAAAGACUUUUGAGAAAUCCAUGAUGAAUCUACAAACCAAGAUCGAUGCCAAGAAGGACCAGUUAGCCGAUGCCAGGAGAGAACUGAAAAGCGCCAAAGCCGAUGCCAAGGUCCGGAGGGAUGAAAAGUCCAAAAAGACAGUAGAGAGCAAGAAAAAAGCCGUGCAGAGGAUUGAGGAGCAGCUGAUGAAGCUGGAGGUUCAGGCCACAGACAGAGAGGAGAACAAGCAAAUUGCCUUGGGCACCUCCAAACUCAACUACCUGGAUCCCAGGAUCUCAGUUGCCUGGUGUAAGAAGUGGGGAAUUCCUGUAGAGAAGAUUUAUAACAAAACCCAACGAGAGAAAUUUGCCUGGGCAAUUGACAUGGCAGAGGACGAUUAUGAGUUUUAA
This is a messenger RNA of Emys orbicularis (European pond turtle), 2427 nucleotides long. RefSeq names its product DNA topoisomerase I (gene TOP1). The transcript has 21 exons. Bases 127 to 2427 code for a protein of 766 amino acids. Lineage: Eukaryota; Metazoa; Chordata; Testudines; Emydidae. Gene Ontology annotation, molecular function: DNA topoisomerase type I (single strand cut, ATP-independent) activity; DNA binding. Gene Ontology annotation, biological process: chromosome segregation; DNA topological change; DNA replication. The record is from RefSeq and is a predicted model, not a curated record. Gene Ontology annotation, cellular component: nucleolus; chromosome.